This is a messenger RNA of Sinocyclocheilus anshuiensis, 1695 nucleotides long. Its product is annotated as protocadherin alpha-8-like. The record is from RefSeq and is a predicted model, not a curated record. NCBI's taxonomy places the organism in Eukaryota, Metazoa, Chordata, Actinopteri, Cypriniformes, Cyprinidae. Gene Ontology annotation, cellular component: plasma membrane. The transcript has 2 exons. Gene Ontology annotation, biological process: homophilic cell-cell adhesion. Gene Ontology annotation, molecular function: calcium ion binding. Bases 1 to 1695 code for a protein of 564 amino acids.
AUGGAAGCCGGAGGACAAAGGCGCAAAUGGGCGUAUUGGUGGAUUGCUUUGUGUUUCUCCUUGCUUCUGUGUUUUGGACAGCAAGUUUCAGCGCAGAUAAGAUAUUCUAUUCCAGAAGAAUUGAAAGAAGGAUCCGUCGUAGGACAUAUUGCUAAGGAUCUUGGCCUUGAUGUCAGCACUUUAGUAAACAGGAGAUUCCGUAUUGUGUCUGGAUCAAAGGACGCUCUUUUUGAGGUAAAUCAAAACAAUGGCGUCUUAUAUGUUCAUAAGAAAAUUGACAGAGAGGAGCUGUGUGAUGGAAAUGGCGCAUGCUUGAUUAAUCUGAAAAUGGUGGUCGAAGAUCCCUUGGAAAUUCAUUAUGUUGGAGUGGAGGUAACUGAUGUUAAUGAUAAUUCACCCACCUUCACAGAAGAGGAGGAGCAUUUUGAGAUUGCGGAACACACACCCACAGGGACGCGUUUCCAAAUACAGACAGCACGAGAUGCUGAUACGACUGUGAAUAAUGUCCGGUCGUAUAAACUGAGUCAUAAUGAGUAUUUCGACGUUGAAACUAAGGACAGACAUGACGAAAAAAUACCGCUUUUAGUUUUAAAGAAAGCACUUGACCGUGAAAACGCCGCAGAACAUAGAUUAAUACUAACUGCAAUCGAUGGUGGAAAUCCACAACGGUCAGGAAAUCUUAACAUAAUUGUUACUGUCCUUGAUGUUAAUGAUAACCGUCCUGUGUUCAGUCAAGACCCCUAUUCUGUAAUGGUAAAAGAAAAUGCUGCUGUCGGUACGGUUUUGGUAAAACUUAAUGCAACUGACUUGGACGAAGGUUUAAAUGGUGUUGUAGAAUACGCCUUUGGAAGAAACCUGAAGCGUAAAGUGCAAAAUCUGUUUAUACUCGAUAGUGCAACAGGAGAAAUUCAGAUUAAAGGUGUGCUGGACUUUGAGGAAACAGAAUUGUACAAGUUAGACGUACAAGCAUCUGAUAAAGGCCAACCACCCUUAGCAGCAGAAUCCGUCGUUAUUAUUAAAGUAGCAGAUAUAAAUGAUAACGCUCCUGAAAUAGACCUCACGUCUCUUUCCAAUAUAGUUUCCGAGGAUUCUAAACCUGGGACUGUAAUUUCAUUGAUUAGCAUCAGUGACAAAGACUCCGGUAUAAAUGGAAAGAUAAUUCUAAGUGUUUCUGAUAAUGUUCCCUUUGAGCUGAAACCAUCAGUUCAAGAGAAUAUUUAUUCCCUUGUAACUAAAGGAAAAUUAGAUCGAGAACUUGUGUCCCAUUAUGACAUAACAAUAACAGUCACUGAUUUAGGAAAACCUUCGUUAUCUUCUUUUAAAUCUCUGAGCGUUCAGGUCUCAGAUGUUAACGAUAACAGUCCUGAAUUUUCUCAAGAUCCGCUUGAAUUGUACUUAGUAGAAAAUAACGCACCUGGUGCCUCCGUAAUGUCUGUGAGCGCAUUCGAUAAAGAUUUAAAUGAAAAUGCAAUGAUUACUUAUUAUAUUAUUAGAGGGGGCGCUGCACAAAAGGAUAUGGCCUCUUUCCUGAACAUUAACUCUGAAACGGGAGUUGUUUACGCCUUAACCCGCUUUGAUUUUGAAGUAAUUAGAAAGUUUCAGUUCCAAGUUGUUGCAAAGGUGAUCCCAGAUCGCAGGAGGAGAGAUUCUGGAGAGCGACAGCGUAGAGGGAGCUGUCCGCUGCGCUGGUGCUGA